This is a messenger RNA of Naegleria lovaniensis, 3375 nucleotides long. RefSeq lists its product as uncharacterized. The transcript has 5 exons. The coding region runs from base 1 to 3375 and encodes 1124 amino acids. The record is from RefSeq and is a predicted model, not a curated record. NCBI's taxonomy places the organism in Eukaryota, Heterolobosea, Eutetramitea, Acrasida, Naegleriidae. Gene Ontology annotation, cellular component: lysosome. Gene Ontology annotation, biological process: mannose metabolic process. Gene Ontology annotation, molecular function: carbohydrate binding; alpha-mannosidase activity.
AUGGCCAAACCUCUAACGAGGGAUCAUUUUCCAAGUAUCUCUUUCUCUGGUCUAGGAUGGCUCAAGAUCAACGGCAAUGACAAGAAAUUGUUCGUUCAACGAGUGGUAGUACUUGUACUGAUCGUUGUGUUAUUGGUACUGAUCUCUUCAUUUGAGUCCGUCCUCGGAAGUAAAAGUGUUACUGUUUCAACCAACAAAGAGGCUGAUUGGAAAAGAAAAUUUCCUUCCUACAAUGCUGAUCUCGAGCCUACCUAUGCUCAAGGAUCAUCUGAUAUCAUCUCCGGAGAUUAUCCAAUCAUUAAUGCAUAUAUUUUAGCUCAUUCUCAUUGCGACCCUGGAUGGCUGGAGACAGUUGAUUUUUAUUCGAAAUAUAAUGUUUCUCUCAUUUUGGGCAAUGUGAUCAAGUAUUUAAGUCAAGAUCCAACGAAGAGAUUUGUUUGGUCUGAAUCUGUAUUUUUAGAAAUGUGGUGGAGAAAUAAUGCAACACAGGCACAACGAGAUGCUUUUGUGAAUUUGGUCAACAAGAAGCAAAUUGAAAUUGUGAAUGGGGGAUGGGUGAUGAAUGAUGAAGCUCUUCCAACUUAUGAGUCCAUGAUAGAUCAGAUGACUCAAGGACAUCAAUUUGUUAAACAAAAUAUUGGAGUGACACCUGUGGUUGUCGGUUGGCAAAUUGAUCCAUUUGGAGCAUCAAGAACAUUUGCUUAUUUACUCACACAAAUGGGUUUUAAAGAGUGGACGUACAUUAUUGAAAAGCGCUUUGAAUUUAAUUGGUGCCCUUCAAAAUCGGAUCCUACUGCUUGUAUUUUCACACAUGUUCUUGAUCAUCACUACUCUGCUCCUGAAAUUUGUUUUGACAAUGGUGAAUGUACUGGAUUUGAUUUCGAGGGUGAUCCAACUGUCAAUCCUCCCAUCACUCCUCAGAACAUUGAUGAACGAGCAUCAUUGUUAGUGAGCUAUAUCAAAAAUGUUACAAAUAAGAGUUACCGGACUAAUAACUUUUUAAUACCGUUUGGUAAUGAUUUUAGAUUCCAAAAAGCCAAUCUCAUGUGGGACAAUAUGGACAAAUUAAUUUCAUACAUCAAUAGCAAUUUUAAUCGGUUUCAGAUUCAUAUAAGAUACUCCACAUUGAGUGAAUAUUUCCAAAGUGUGACAAACAAUGCACCCAUAGAAUCAUUUCCUCUUAAAACAUAUAACAAUGAAUUUGGAUAUAGCGACUACUUCCCCUAUGAUACUUGUUGGGGAAGUGAUCAUGAUCAGUUCGGAAAUUGUAACGGAUACUGGUCUGGAUAUUUCACAUCUGAACCUCAAUUCAAAGCUGUUAUACGUGAGGGAGAAAGAUUUUUGAGAAAUUGUGAAUUCAUUUACACUAUCUGCCAAGCUGAAAUGUAUAAGGUUGAAGCCUAUCUCAACCAGAAUAUUGCUCAAACAAUGCAAGAAGCAGAAGAAGCCCUACAAGGACUUCGAAAUGGUCUUGCUCUUGCGCUUCACCACGAUGCAAUUACAGGAACAGAGAAAAGAUUUGUUUUGAAGAAUUACACAGAUAUCAUUCAGAACGCCACAGAAAUUGUGAAAAAUAAGACUUCAACAUUGUUCGAUUACAUUUCCGUGAAAUCUACUGCUACUCGCAACAAAUUGAACGCCACUCUUGGAGAGACUCACAUUCUUAACGACAUGAACCAAAUUUACUCAAUGGCACUAUUCAACUCGCUCGCUUGGACUGUUCAAGAAUAUGUUUCAGUUUUAGUGAAAAGUAAGAAUGCCAUGGUAUUUAUCAUUGACGACGAAACUGGAAAUUUAUUAGAUGUUGAAUCUCAAGUGGUAGAGGACGUUAAUUCCAAUUUACAUUUACAUUUCAGAGUUGCUUUACCUCCUGUUGGAUAUGUAACUGUUUUUAUCAUGCAACAACCGACGAAACUUUCCAACGUUGAGAAAGCUACCUCUUCUUACCAGAAUUACAACAACACCAUCCUCAUGGAAAAUAACUUUGUGAGUGUUGCUUUUGAGCUUUCGAAUGGCAAGCUGCCAUAUCUUCUCAAGAGCGUGACAAACAAGUUGACAGGUGUCAGUACUCAACUUUCACAACAAAUCAUGCAAUAUACUUCAUUCGGUGAUGGAGCAUAUAUUUUCAGACCAUUAGGAGAAGCUUCUGCUCUUCAGUUCGAAGACGCCUAUCUCGAUUGCAAAUUCUCACAAGGAAAUGUUGUUCAAAUAUUAAGCCAAAGAUACACCAAUAAUGUCACACAAACAUUCAUUCUCUACAAUGAAAACGAAUAUGCAGAGCAGGGUUUAUCUUUUGAUGUGAUUACGAGUGUGCAGACACCUGACAAUCAAGAACAAAUUCUUCGAUUUUCAAUGGAAAACACACAAACUCAGUUAUAUACCGAUAGUAAUGGAUUUGAAAUGAUCGAACGACCCUUCCAACCUGUGAAAUUUAAUGACACUUCUCUGUACAAUAGAAUUAGUGGAAAUUAUUUCCCGCUGGUGGAGUCUGCCUUUGUGAAAGGAAACAAUAUUCAAUUAACUCUCUUCACAAAACAAGCAAUGGGAGUUUCCAGUCUUUCUAAUGGAUCUAUUGAAGUCAUGUUAAAUAGAAAUACAUUAACAGAUGAUGACAGAGGUCUGGCUGAAAAUCUCAAUGUCACGCAAGUCAUUACCAUUCCAUUACGAGUUUUGCUUGCCAAUCCUUAUGAAUCCAAUAAUUUUAGACCUAAAAUUGCCAAACUGUUCAAUCAUCCAGCGUUAAAGAUUGUUUCAAAAUCCGUCUCUAUUGCCACCAACGUUGCUUCUAUUACAAGACAUGAUAUUGAACAAGCGAUUGGAGGUUUUACUUUACAAUAUCAUGUGAAUCAGAGAUUUGUGGAUGCUCUCCCAUCGAAUGUACAUUUAUUGUCUCUUCAAACAAGAAGAAAUGAUAGUGAUCAAGCGACAUCGUACUUUACUGUUCUUAGAUUUCAUCAUAUUUAUGAGAAAGAUGAAAGUUCUAUUUUCUCUGUUCCAGUAACGUUGUAUCCAGAAUCCAUAUUUUCACAGUACACUCUUUCGCAAGUGGCAGAAAAUACUCUUUCCUUGAAUGACAUGAUUAAGAAUCGUAUGAACUUUACGAGAGUGGAUCUUGUUCCUGGAAAAAUUAGGACGUUUACAUUGUUACUCUGGAAAGAGAAUCAAGGUGAUGAUUGGUUCAGUAUUUCUUCAUUUUUAUUUGGAGCAGCAGGAAUGACUGUCAUCCUGAUGGCUGUCGUGGUCUGUAUUAGCGUUGUUGUGAGUUGUAGAAGGAAAGAUUAUGCAUCUAUGGAUGAGGUUAAUGAAUCCACUAGAUUAGCUCAACACUUUGAGCGAGAUGAAUAUGAAGAAAACACAAUUAAUUACAGUAAAUAA